AGGCGGGCUAGGGAGAGGGCGGCAGGGAGGAGGCUCGGCAGCCCGGAGGGCGGAGGACGCCGCGCAGUCCCAGCCCCGAGCUUCAAAACAGCCGGCGCCUCGCCCCACGCGCAGCCCGCCACUUUGUCCAGACGCCCGUGCCCGGUUUGGAUUUGUCCCUCGCCAUCUUUGUCUCCUCAUCUCUCUUUGGACUUCCUGCUGCCCCCUUGGCCUUCACUGCCCUGUGAACAUGUUGGUGAUUCUUGCCUUCAUCAUUGUCUUCCACAUCGUGUCCACGGCACUCCUGUUCAUUUCUACCAUUGACAAUGCUUGGUGGGUAGGAGACAGCUUCUCUGCUGACCUCUGGAGAGUGUGCACAAAUAGCACAAACUGUACCGAGAUCAAUGACCUGACCGACUCUGAAGAGUUUAAAGGUUAUUCUGUGAUACAGGCGGUGCAGGCCACCAUGAUCCUCUCCACCAUCCUCUCCUGCAUCUCCUUCCUCAUCUUUCUGCUCCAGCUCUUCCGCCUCAAGCAGGGAGAGAGGUUCGUCCUGACGUCCAUCAUCCAGCUCAUGUCCUGUCUGUGUGUCAUGAUCGGAGCUUCCAUCUAUACAGACCGGCGCCAAGACCUUCACCAACAGAACGGAAAUCUCUAUUACCUACUGAAAGAAGGCAGUUACGGCUACUCUUUCAUCCUGGCCUGGGUGGCCUUUGCCUUCACUUUCAUCAGUGGCCUCAUGUACAUGAUCCUGAGGAAGCGUAAAUAAGUGUCAGAAGUCUGACCACUCUCCCACAGGGUGGCAUCCAUGGCCACAUAACCAUUUUGUAUAUAAUCAUUUUUUGUGUUUUUUCUAGCAAACAUAUUGUUUCCUUUAAAAGCUUUUAUGAAGAAGAAGAAGAAGAAGAAGAAGAAGAAGAAGAAGAAGAAGAAGAAGAAGAAGAAGAAGAAGAAAGAAAGAAAGAAAGAAAGAAAGAAAGAAAGAAAGAAAGAAAGAAAGAAAGAAAGAAAGAAAGAAUAGAAACAGAGAAGAGGAGUUUCUGCAUUCUUGGGAUCACAAACCAGACCAUGAAAGCUGGCAUUCAGAAUGCCUGCCUACCAAAAGUCUCAGCAAGGCCCAGCAAGCUCCACAGGAUGCUUCUCCAGGGUGGCUCUGUGGUGUGGGUAUGGCCAAAGGUGGGGAAAGCCAGUCUUUGGGAGCAGACUCUUUGCAGGAAUCUGCCCUUCCCUCUUGCCCUGCCCACUCCACUCUGACAGCCACAGGUAGAACGAUGAGGGCCCAAAUGUGGGACAUCUAUGCUCAGAUAUUAAACCUAAGCUCACGUAAGAAGUGGGCAAAGACUGGCCCUGGUUUGUCUGUAAGGGACCCAGAGUUUCCCAACCCCCCUGCCAUGAGUUAGGUCAUCACACCAAUUUGUUGAUGUUUGCUCCUGUUUGCCUUAAGGAGAGUAACCCUUGCUUGACCCAGAUGUCAUGUUUAGGCACUAAGUGUCCAUAGGUCAUUCCGUAGGGCAUCUAGUACACGUCGGUUCACAAGUCUACUUCCAAGACCCUCGGAAUCCUUCAUCGAAGGGCUGGGCCUGGGUGUCUGAUGAGCUCCCUGCAAUAUGGUUAAAUGCAUUAAAACUGGAGGUCAGAGCCCUAGAACCGGGGGAGCAGAGCCACCCUGUAAAUGUUACCAGGCUAAUCCCAAUGAGAUGCCCCCACUGCUAGCCACGUCUCAGCCUCCAUCAGCUCUUGCUGCCUCUUCCACAGCUGCUUACAUCUGGGACACUUGUGCCCCAUUCCCAGGCCAUACAAGCCUGGAAGGUGGGCUGGGCAGCCUCCUCCCUGACCUACAUGGGAAGGUCUCUCCUUUUCUUCCCACCCUUUUUGCUAAUGUGGAUGCUUCCAUUAAUCCUCUGUUUCUGGAGCCUUGGAAGACCUGUCUUCCAUUCAUUCAUCCACCCAUCCAUCAUUCAGCAUGAAUGCGUCUUGUCACGUGUUGGGUGCAAGGGAUACUCUUUCAAAACAAUCCCUCACGAGACUCACAGUCUAGUGAAGAACACACGCCAGAAACCAAUUAGAGAAACUACCAACCAUGAUGGAACAUCAGGGAUUCAAAACCUCCGGGGUGAGAGGGGGCCUACUUUCUCUGUGUUCAUCUAAGUGCGUUGAUGGCUCUCGAUUGCUCUGAACAGAGGUCCACUUGGUCCAGUGCUAUUAACUGGGUAGUGCCCAUGGGGUUUCAUCAGAGAAUACUACUGUAGAGCAUUCUAUACUCCCCACAGGGAGACAGGAAAGGAUUCCCAGAGCCAUGGCUCUUAAGAUGGUCCUCGAAGGAAAAUCCAGUCAUUUCCAAGUGGGCCUGAACCCUGAGGCUAUGGGGAGGUCUUCAGUAGUCCUGGAAGAGUGACGUCCACACCUGAGUCCCAGGAGCUCUGUGAUGGCAACCUCCUCCCUUGGACACCCUUUUUCCAUUUUUGAGCAUCGAGUUGGAGAGGUGAUUCUGGGACAUGGUGUGCUGUUUAAACACAUUCACAUGUAAGCUGCCUGAGGGGAGGGGAUGUUUGCCUCUAGCUCAGUCCCAGUGGAGCCGGGGGAUGAUGAGUCUGAGUGGCUUUAGGGCCAUCAUUGACACCACCUCAGUACAAAUGGACUCCCCUCCCUUCCUCCCUCUCUUCUAUCCUCCUUUCCUUCCUUCCCUUAGCAGGGCUGCCAAGGUGAUAUGGGACAGUGACAGGACAAAUGAUCGCCUGUUGCCUUAAUGAACUUUCCACAGCUCACUGCUGGCUAGGUCGUAGAGUUUCUCCAUGUCUUGUGAGGCCCAAGGAAGGAGGCCAAUCUAAAGUGUCCUCCAUACCUUCCCCUUGGGGGCUUUUCUGUAAUAGUUGUUUAAAAAUUGUUCUGAUGAUCAUGAUGGAAACAGACAGACCACCUUAGAACCAGAGGCCUGAAAAAGCCUGACCUGACCAGCACAGAUUCCCACUUCAGAACCCCAGGGCUAUGGAAGUGCCCUUGUCCAACGCUAUGGGAAUAGUCCUGUGGGUUGUCUCUGUUUGCCACUGUGACCAGCAUUCCAGUGCCUACAGCCACCUGUGCCUACAGCCACCUGUGCCAUGAGAAGUGCCUCUCCUGCUCUAUGCCCUGCAUUUGGGAUGCUAAGAAGAGGUGAGGGUGUGAGAGAGAACAGACCCACCCUUCUCCUAGGUAGGAGCAGCUCUCAAUUGGUGCUCAUCACUAGUUAUCAAAGAACAGCAGAGACAGCUGCGUUCCUUAUCCAAGAAGCAAGUAUUAGGACCAAAACCUGUCACUGUAUUUAAAGGAACUUUAGUUUGCGUAUCUUACAUUUUUAUAAAGUACUGUAAUUCAGGGGGUGGGGUAUGCAACAGAGACAGACUAACCCAUGUUUGUCAUUUGCAUUAAAAUUAUUUUGGGUCUCUGUUUAAAGAA
Molecule: messenger RNA, 3411 nt
Organism: Mus caroli (Ryukyu mouse)
Lineage: Eukaryota; Metazoa; Chordata; Mammalia; Rodentia; Muridae
Gene: Emp2
Product: epithelial membrane protein 2
Biological process (GO): regulation of cell-matrix adhesion; cell adhesion; positive regulation of integrin-mediated signaling pathway
Cellular component (GO): cytoplasm; plasma membrane
Molecular function (GO): protein kinase binding
Source: RefSeq, a predicted model, not a curated record